Molecule: messenger RNA, 924 nt
Organism: Lasiodiplodia theobromae
Lineage: Eukaryota; Fungi; Ascomycota; Dothideomycetes; Botryosphaeriales; Botryosphaeriaceae
Product: 6-phosphogluconate dehydrogenase
Exons: 4
Coding region: 1-924 (307 amino acids)
Molecular function (GO): oxidoreductase activity, acting on the CH-OH group of donors, NAD or NADP as acceptor; NADP binding
Source: RefSeq, a predicted model, not a curated record
AUGGCGCCCCAGCUGGCUUGGAUUGGCCUCGGCAACAUGGGCAGAGGCAUGUGCUCCAAUUUGGUAGAAAAGGGAAAUCUGGAGAAGCCGCUCAUUCUCUUUAACCGUACUCAGAAGCGCGCCGACGACCUCUCGGCCAAGCUUCCCUCGGGCAAGUCUACCGUCGUCUCGUCGGUCCAGGAUGCCGUGAAGCAGGCUGACAUCAUCUUUACUUGUGUUGGCGACGAUAAGGCCAUCAAUGAGACCAUCGAUUCUGCUCUCACAGUAGACGUCACCGGCAAGUUGUUUGUCGACUGCUCCACUGUCCAUCCUGAAACCAGCGAUGCUCUCGCGAAGAGGAUCUCGGCAAAGGGUGCCGGCUUUGUGGCCAGUCCAGUCUUCGGCGCUCCGGCCAUGGCGGAUGCUGGCCAGCUCAUCUUCGUGCUGGCGGGCGAGGCGUCCUGGAUCGAGAAGGUUAAGCCAUACACAACCGGUGUCAUGGGCAGGGCCAUCAUCGACUUCAGCGGACAAUCACACGGCAAGGCCACGCUGCUGAAGGUCAUCGGCAACACGUUCAUCUUCAGCAUGAUCGAAUCCAUAUCAGUCGGCCACACACUGGCCGAGACAUCUGGGCUGGGCACCGACAACCUGCACCAGUUCAUCGAGACCAUGUUCCCCGGCCCCUACGCCGCCUACUCCAACAGAAUGCGGUCCGGCGACUACUACAAGCGCGAAGAGCCGCUCUUCCAGGUCGAUUUGGCAAGGAAAGAUGCGCGCCACGCGCUGAGCCUGGCCGAGGCAUCAGGCGCGAAGCUGAGGUCGGUCGAGGUGAUCGACUCGCACCUUGAGGGCGUGCAGAAGGCGUGUGGUGCAAAGGGCGACGUUGCUGGCAUCUAUGGCGCUGUGAGGGAGGAGAGCGGUCUGCCUUUCAAGAACGGGCCCUGA